Gadus morhua (Atlantic cod) is the source of this 6656-nucleotide messenger RNA. It is a transcript of the gene frmd3, whose product is annotated as FERM domain containing 3. The transcript has 15 exons. The record is from RefSeq and is a predicted model, not a curated record. Gene Ontology annotation, cellular component: cytoskeleton. Lineage: Eukaryota; Metazoa; Chordata; Actinopteri; Gadiformes; Gadidae. Gene Ontology annotation, biological process: actomyosin structure organization. The coding region runs from base 374 to 2305 and encodes 643 amino acids. Gene Ontology annotation, molecular function: cytoskeletal protein binding.
UAAGAUCGAGGGGAAUUGGAAACCCUGUUCCCACUUCAAUUAGGACCAGGCAGAACGGUGAGCAGACAGUAGUCGGAUUCACGCUUCUGCCCUCCACUCGUUUACACCCAGCAACCACCUCAUCCCAUCCCUUAUUCUCUCUGUCCAUCCCUAGGCAGCGAUACUCACACACACACACACACACACACACACACACACACACACACACACACACACACCACACACACACACACACACAACACAACACACACACACACACACCACACACACACACACACACACACACACACAGGCGGUGAUCAAAGCCACCGAAUCCAAGGCAUGUGCGACAGUGUCCGUUGAGAUGAAGAGCUGAGUUCAAAACGACAGAAGAAUGAAAAUGCUCCGGUUUCGCAGCCCAAGCAUCCGCUCGUUGGACCAGGAAACCCUCUGCACGAUUCGGUUACUGGACGACUCUGAGAUCUCAUGCAGCAUCCAGAGGGACACUAAGGGACAGUUCCUCCUGGACCAUGUGUGCAACCACUACAACCUCCUGGAGAAAGACUACUUUGGCAUCCGAUAUGUGGAUCCUGAGAAGCAGAGGCACUGGUUGGAUCCCAGCAAGCCUGUGGUGAGACAGAUGAAGGCUCAACAGCCCUACAUGAUGUGCUUUCGAGUCAAGUUCUAUCCCAACGAGCCAAUGAAGAUCAAGGAAGAGCUCACCAGGUAUCUCCUGUACCUCCAGUUAAAGAGAGACGUCUAUCACGGCCGUCUCCUCUGUCCAUUUGCAGAUGCUGCCUAUUUGGGAGCCUGUAUCAUACAGGGGGAACUAGGGGAUUACGACCCAGACGAACAUCCUUCCGACUAUAUCCGGGACUUCAAACUUUUCCCUAAGCAAUCCCUGAAACUGGAGCGGAAGAUCAUAGAGAUACACAAGAAUGAGCUCAGGGGCCAGUCAGCGGCCUUAGCUGAGCUCAACAUGGUCCAAAGGGCUCACACUCUGGAGACAUACGGGGUUGACCCUCACCCAUGCAAGGACUUCACAGGCUCCACCGCCUUCCUUGGGUUCACAGCCACAGGGUUCGUGGUCUUCCAGGGCAACAAAAGGAUCCACCUUCUCAAAUGGGCCGAUGUGAGCAAGCUGAAGUUUGAGGGGAAGACCUUCUACGUCAUCGGCAUUCAAAAGGAGAAGAAGCUGGUGUUGACGUUUCAUACCUCAACCCCAGCAGCGUGCAAGCACUUAUGGAAGUGUGGGGUGGAGAACCAAGCCUUUUACAAGUGUGCUAAGUCCAGUCAGAUAAAGACGGUGUCCAGUAGCAACAUCUUCUUUAAGGGAAGCAGGUACCGAUACAGUGGCCGUGUAGCAAAGGAGGUGAUCGAGGCCAGCUCUAAGAUACAGAGAGACCCUCCAACAGUGCGUAGAGCCCAGUUUGGCCAGAGUAGAAGUUACAACUCUUUGAGCCACAAGAACCUCAUCAUGAACAUGGAGCCUCUGGUUCCUGCGCUGCCCUCCACCAACGAGUACGAAGAGACGGCCACAGACAAUGUUUCUUAUUUCCUUUCCCUGUUCUGCUCCAUCCUCCCUCUCUCCCCAGGGGUGGUGGCCCUGAAGGAGGCGGCCCAUCUCUCCCAGCUGGAGGCCCCUCCCACGGAGGCGGAGCUAUGUGACCCCGGCCCGGUGAACGCUCCGGCCGGCGACGAUGUUUCCCCGGCGGCGGCGGCGGCGGCGGCCCGGGUUUUCACGGAAACCUCAAACGGACGGCCACAGACUUCCAAGCCAGAGCUGGACGAGGAGGAUGAGGAGUCGUCGAACGAAGCGCUGACCAUCUCCGAGCUCGUCUACAGCCCCUGUGCCAGCAUGCUGCCCACGCCGGUGGAGGACAACCAGGGGGGGGUGGACCUGCUGUUCUCCUCCCCGGUGCAGAGCCCCGCCUGGCUGCUGAGGGAGCUCCACGCUGACCCCGACAUCCAGGCCCAGCUGGAGGCGGAGAGGGAGCGCGACCGCGCCUACGAGCGCGUCCGCCAGGCGGGGAGGAGCCGGGUGGGCGGAGUCCUGAGCAGCGGGCUCCGCCUCCUCUCGUCCAACGAGCGGGCGAACGCCUGCCUGCUCAGCGUGGCCCGCUUCGUCGCCGUGGUGACGGGCGUCCUGCUGGUCGUCGUGCCGACGCUGCUGCUGCUCCUGGAGUCCGACAUCGACGUUUCGUUCCUCCACGAGAUCCGGCAGACGCCAGAGUUUCAGCAGUUCCACUACGAGUACUACUGUCCGCUGAGACGCUGGGCUCUCUGCAAGAUCGGCAAGGCCUUGGAGAAACUCUGGUCAGACUAAGAGAGAGCAGAGGCUUUGGAGAAGCUCUGGUCGGACUGAGAGACUGAGGGGUUUGCUGAAGCUCUGGUAAGAUUGAGACACUGAGGGUUUUGGAGAAGCUCUGGUCGGACUCAGAGACUGAAUGACACAGAGGAAAGAUGGGGAGAUGGGGGAGGAAAGGUGUGGAGGCAUUGCUGAAAAACAAAAGUGGGUCUUUAUCUUUAUAAUCUUGUUUUAUUAAGAGAUAUCUACAGUGAAGGACGUUGGAAAUAAUUCGAUUAAAUUAAUUUGACUUAAUUUGACAAAUCAAUACAAAACAAGGAGGUGUUCUUUACAGAGAAAGUGAAUAAAGAUUAUAAGCCCAAAUACAGGAUACAGUCAAAAGUCAAGUGUAAACUUUUUCCUAGUAACGAAGUGGCACAGAAGGGGUGGAGCAAGUCUGAGAGAGGAAGAUAUUAAGGGGAGACCUAUUGACAGGAUGAUGAAUAUGACAACAAAAACAAUACAAAAGAGGACAGUAAGGAUAUAGAAAAUUAGAUAUAACAAAAGAGGACAGUAAGGAUAUAGAAAAUUAGAUAUAGCAAAAGAGGACAGUAAGGAUAUAGAAAAUUUGUUGUUUAAAGUGUGUCCACUCCUGACUCGAAAAAGGCUUUUGGUGUGAUGCUUCGGUUGGCUGCCUGAGUGAUCAGAAUCCCACACAGAAACGUCUUGUUAAAAGAAAAUGUCCAAUUGGUCCCCAGAAGAUGUCGGUCAUGCAGGAGAAGGAGGCGGGAACAGAAGUGACAGAUAAUUGAUUUGACUGGAUCCCUAAAACACUGGCUGUAACAAUAGUGACAGUAAAUACACAGAGUAUACAUCUGUAUAUUUACAAAACAAAAAUAAUACCGGUGAUGACAAUACCAAUGUUUGAGGAGUUGUUUUUAAUAUUUUGUAACUUUUUAUGUGAUCCAAAUGUUUCAGGAUUUUUUCAGUCAGAGGAAAUACUUUGAUCUUAUUUUCGCCUUAAGAGUUUACAAAAGAUAAAACAAAAAAAAAUGAAAGAAUUUUACCGGGAAAGGGUUGUGGAGAAAAUUUGAACUAUAUUUUAAUACUACCAUCAGCAUGAGUAAAAUUGGUAGCGCCCUGGGAUUUUCCUACCGAAAGUCAUAGCACAACUAUUUUACACUGACCACAAAUGUCAACUGUUUCAGAUUAUUUGAUGUCAUUUCCGAGUGUAAGAGGAAGAGGUGAGAGACGUUUAGGAUGAUUGCGAUGAUGAAACUUGUUUUAUUAAACACUGAUGGGGAUGGCCCACUAUGGCUAAGAAGGACCUUAUUAAAUCUGUAAUAGGAUUUUAAGCGAAGGAGAAUGAAUUAACUCAAAUGUGUUAUAUGAAAAAAAGAAAAGUCACUGUUGUUUGUUCAUGUUGAUGACUUCAACGAGUAACCCAACCCAUGUGUACCUCCAAAUGGUUCCCAUUCCCAUCACAGCAUGCUCGAAAAACAACAUUUAAGGAGGUGAUGUAUAGGCUGACAUCAAAUACAAAAGAGGUCCGGUACGUGAAAAAUUAAACUAUUUACUUUGAAAUAAGUUUAGUCUAAGUUUCAAAAGACUAUUAGUCACUUUCCCAAAACAUGUUCCUAAUUUUCUUUUCGAAUAAUUAUUUUUAUUUAUUUUUAUCUUGGGCAUUAUCAAAAGACAACCAUAACCCCUUAAAAUAACAGUAACAGGUUACUAACAAUAACCAAAAUCGAAAUGAAAGGCUCCAGACUUUAUUAUCAAACUGAUAACCAACACUCAUAAACCUCCUCAAUAUUCAAAACCAUCUAAAAACUUGGUAUGCAGCUUAAUGAAGCACGGUUUAUGUAUACAGCGCCUAUUUACUAUCUCAUAAUGUGCAUCGAUGGGAAUGCUGAAAGUCAUCAGUUAAUUUUGAAUUAUCUUCUCAGGAAAGUAAAAUAUCUAGCCGUAUAUAUUGAAGUACAAGCAAGUUGUACAGCCACUUCAGUAAGCAUGAACUGUGCAGCAAAAUUUGCAAAAAAAUACCACCUCAAAUUAUGACCACCAAAUAAUCGACCAUUCAUUAUAAAAUAAUGAAACAUGAAAAACUUCGAAAGAAUAUAUAAUUUAUUAAAAGUUUCACUAAUUGCAGUCAUGCUUCUUAGACAGGUUACUAACACAAUUAAAAAAAAUAUCAAAAUUUUUCCAACAUUUUCAUACACCUGAAGGCGAAUAAUUAAAAUAUUGUCUGUGGUUCAGAAAUCAUCAAGAAAUGUUGUUAAACUGCAACAUUAAUUUAUUGUUUGAAAGUGAUUAUCCUUUUACUUUCAUUAAUUGCUCUUGGUCUUUUUGAGACGAAUGUCAUUAUUGUGCUCAUUGCCAUUGAAAUCCUCUCAAAAUAAUUUAAAUUCAAUAUCAAUCUAAUAUUGCUGCAUCAUAUUUCUAUAAACCAAAAUAUGUACCGUAUUAACCAUUGUGUGUUGUCACUUAAAUUGACUGACUUUAUGCAUUAUUCAGCUUUAUACAUAACCAAAUAUGCAGUUGAAAACAAAAACUAUUGAGGGAGAAAUCAACUAUUUUCCUAUUCUAAUACAUGCACUGCAUUCUGUUGCUUAAACCAAGGGCCAAACCACUAUGAUAACCACAACAAAUACUACUUCUCAGAACUAUCCAGCCGUCAGAGAGCUCUGAGGUGUUCCACAGCUUCACCCCUGGGCAAAGCUGACCCGUAUGCACUGAUCUAUACCAUGAUACCACGCCACCUGUGUGCACUAAUAUGUAGGGUGAGAUGCGUCACCAAGACCUUGCUGUAAACCCUGUCUCCGUCUCUGACCGCACCAUCAACCCUCUUCUGCUAGAAUAGACUACGUGCAUGUCCACAACAUGCAAGAGUGGUUUUGUGUGUGGAAACAUGCUUAAUUUACACAGCUGUAUAAAUAUAAUGUGUGUUCUGUGGCUCUUUGGUUCUGUUACUGUAGCUCCAUACCGUAGGCUACCUUUGGUUUUUGACAUGGGGGGCGGGGAUGACCAUUUAUCGCACCGUUUGAGCAACAGCAGAUUUUUUUUUAACACAGACCGCAUGUCUAUGUAUGUAAAUAAGAUGUUUAAAGCUGUGGCACAAAAAAACAACAAACCGAAAAACAAGUGAUGUCGUUCUUUGUUCCCCCUGCGGUUUUUCUUGUCCCAUGCCUGGCUUUGCCAUUCUGAUCAGUGCAUGUUCUCUAUGUUUAUUAUCGAGUAGAGAAACAAAAGGAAACACUCCAUUUUAAGCUAACAUGGACAAAUGGUAGCUUUACUUGACUGAAUUUCAAUUUAAUUCUUUUUUUUUUUUUUUCUUUCUUUAAGGACUUUAUUAUUUAAUAACUACUGUAGUGUCUGAUAACAUUAUUGAAUUACGAAUAUAUUUGAAAUAAUAAUUUGGUAAGUAAUACAAGUAUUAAUUCAUAAAGAAGUACAAAUUCUAAACAAAAUGCAUCAAUGUCCCACAAUGGUAUUAUUUAGAAAACAUGUAUUGUCUAAAAAACCUGAAUCUUUUAAAUAAUUUCUUGUGAAUGGACUGAACAGAUUACAUUGCAGUUUACACCAUCUUUAAUUAAAGCAAACAUCCAAACAAAAGGCCGUUCAAUCCUACUCUUGACUGAGAUUUGUGGUCCAAUGGCAUUGUAGCAUCAAUUUAGCUUAUAGCCUCUUGACUUUUUAAGAGGAUUUUAAACCCUUUGCAUUUGCAUAUUUUGCUUUCUGUGUUGACUUAGAUAUACUGUGAUUUAAAAAAAAGAAUCAGAUCACUCACAAGUUGAUGUCAUAAUAGCAAACUCAGAGUGUCAAGACACAAGUCAAAUAUUUAACAACUUCUAAAUUAUGAUUACAUCAAGAAAAUUGUAACCGAACCCAGGGUCAAGACAAUGUUUAAAUGGGCUAAAGUGCUGUUUUAAUUAUUUUACUUAACUCGAUUUUAAAUAUUUGUGCUCAGGUCUAUGAUAUGCAAGAUGAUAUCAAAUUCACAUGGUCUACAAUGAAUUGAAGAUGUUUUAAUGGAUUAUUUGAGUGUUGUAUGGGCAUGUCAAGUAGCAUAUUUUUCGCACGCUUUUAGCACUGUUGUUUUACCGGAACCUUGUCGUUUGUUUUAUUAAUUCAGUCAAAAAGAAACUCUGGGAGAAACUUUCAGAUCAAUGAAGCAUAAAAAAAGGAUGAAUCAGUGAAAACAAGCACGUUUUCCAGAGGUGUAAGCCACCGGACCCCUCUUCUUUCCCCCUCCCCCGUCGGGACAACCAAGCCUUAUUAACUUUGUAAAAGUGAAAAUGUUGUAUGUUUGUUUGUUAUCAAAGACAACAACAUGGGUUGUUUUCUAUGUUAAUACUGCCACAAUAAAGCCCCUGACGAAUAUAGAUUCAGA